AUAUUCAAUUUCUGCAUCUCUGUGUUUCUACAAACCCUAGAAUUUACUCUCUACAAUUACCACUAUUCUCUCCCUCGAAUUUUCGCCCGAUCCAGACAUGGAGAUGGAACGCGUCACUGAACUGACUAUGGAUCGACGGCCGAGGAAAAGACAGCGUUUGGGAUGGGAUGUUCUUCCUCAAGCACCGAAGGCUCAGCUAGGAUUGUUUUCUGCACAAGAGAUUGGGAAUCUGACAAGCUUUGCAUCUCCAAGAGUAUUCCCCGACCAUCCUAGUUCUCUCUUUGUUAAGGGAUUGGCUCAAAAUGCUUCUCCACCAUGGCGUGAGGAUGACAAAGAUGGCCAUUAUAUGUUUGAGAUUGGAGAUAAUUUAACUCCCCGCUAUAAGAUCAACAGCAAGAUGGGUGAAGGCACUUUUGGGCAGGUUUUAGAAUGCUGGGAUAGAGAGAAAAAGGAAAUGGUAGCCAUUAAAAUUGUUCGCGGUAUUAAGAAGUACCGCGAAGCUGCGAUGAUUGAGGUAGAAGUGCUCCAACAGCUUGGUAGACAUGACAAGGGAGGCUCUCGUUGUGUUCAAAUACGGAACUGGUUUGACUAUCGUAACCAUAUCUGUAUUGUGUUUGAGAAGCUUGGGCCAAGCUUAUAUGAUUUCCUACGCAAAAACAAUUAUCGAUCAUUUCCCAUUGAUCUUGUCCGUGAGAUUGGAAGACAACUGUUGGAAUGUGUAGCAUUUAUGCAUGAUUUGCACCUCAUCCACACGGACUUGAAGCCCGAAAAUAUUCUUCUGGUCUCACCAGAUUACUUAAAAGUUCCUGAUUACAAGGUAGUUUCAUCAAGGUCUCCCAAGGAUUCGUACUACAAGAGGGUACCAAAGUCUAGUGCGAUCAAAGUAAUAGAUUUUGGUAGCACGACCUACGAGAGGAAAGCCCAAUCAUACAUUGUAUCCACUCGACAUUAUCGAGCUCCGGAAGUCAUUCUAGGCCUUGGAUGGAGCUACCCGUGUGAUAUAUGGAGCGUCGGCUGUAUUCUUGUCGAGCUUUGCUCGGGCGAAGCAUUGUUCCAAACGCACGAGAAUCUCGAGCACCUUGCAAUGAUGGAGAGAGUGCUCGGCGCGUUACCACAUCACAUGCUGAAAAAAGCCGACCGACAAGCUGAGAAGUAUGUAAGAAGGGGCCGGUUAGACUGGCCGCAGGGCCCUACGACUAGGGACAGUAUCAAAGCUGUUCAGAAAUUGCCGAGGCUGCAAAACAUGAUAAUGCAGCACGUAGACCACUCUGCGGGCGACCUAAUUCACCUCUUGCAGGGGCUUCUCAAAUAUGACCCGGCUGAGAGGAUGUCGGCCCGGGAUGCCCUCAGACAUUCUUUUUUCACUAGGGAUCAUAUAAGGCGCAGCUGAGGAUUUGUCGUCGUGUAUUUAAGGUAGAAAUGACCGUAAUCAUCUCUUACUCGUCAUCUACUCACUUGGUUGUUUGUACAUAAAUCAAUAUUAUUAUAUUAUUAUUAUUAUUAUUGUUAUUUGUUAAAUGGAGAUAAGGUGACGACUUCAUCUA
This is a messenger RNA of Andrographis paniculata, 1544 nucleotides long. Its product is annotated as serine/threonine-protein kinase AFC2-like. The coding region runs from base 98 to 1390 and encodes 430 amino acids. The transcript is spliced from 11 exons. Gene Ontology annotation, biological process: protein phosphorylation. Gene Ontology annotation, cellular component: nucleus. Lineage: Eukaryota; Viridiplantae; Streptophyta; Magnoliopsida; Lamiales; Acanthaceae. The record is from RefSeq and is a predicted model, not a curated record. Gene Ontology annotation, molecular function: ATP binding; protein kinase activity.